Messenger RNA from Bursaphelenchus xylophilus (pine wood nematode), 2767 nucleotides. Lineage: Eukaryota; Metazoa; Nematoda; Chromadorea; Rhabditida; Aphelenchoididae. The record is from the annotation of a GenBank genome assembly.
AUGAUCCGCACCGUCCUCAUAUGCGGCGUGCUGGGCGCUGUGCACGCGCAGCAGGGCAUGUGGGUGAGUUGGGGGAGAGGGCUGAAAAUUCGGGCUAGGGUUACUGUAAUUUUAAGGUAAAAACUUUUUUUUUGAAAAAUGAUUUUUUUAGGAUUUUUUUGUGUCAAAAAAACAUUUUUUUUUUGAGUUUUGCCAUGUCUAAAAAUUCAAAGUAAAAAAUGCCAUAGAUCACAAAUACUAAAACUUUCAAUUUUCCUACACUUUCCAGGAAUAUGACUACCCAAUGUUUCCUCAGUUCCGUUUCCGGCCAGCCGAGCCUGGUCCACUUUUCGCCAAUCCUCCUCCACCGCCUGGGGCAUUCCAACCACCACCGAUCAACUUGUUAAAUCCUGGCCAGCCAGGAGUCAAGCCGGUUCAUCGAUUGUCCGCAGCUACCUACAGAAGCGGAGAUUUGACUAGAACUCGUAAGGAUUUUAGGAUUUCUUGAGGAUUACAGUGUUAUGUGGCCCCAUCAGUCUGUCGGGAAAAUAGAGAGCGCUCUGUCGGAUCGAAAAUGAAUUGUGUCAAGUCAAAAUUAAAUUUGUUUUGACUUCAGCGACGCGAUGGGCGCAGCGACCGGCGCUCACUAUUUUCCCGACAGACUGAUAUUUCCUCACAAGGGAAGUUCUCGCGGUGUAACUCUCAUAUUUCUUAUAAAUUUUGCACAAGUCAAGACCUCAAAUCGUGUAACAGUUCUGGAAAAAUUUGGGUUGUGCUUUACAGAAGCCGGAAAUUGAUUCUUAAUAGGACGGUCGUGCUUUUUGGAAAACAUAAAGUUGAAAUUUGAAUUUUUUUCAAUUGAUAAGCGCGAAAAAAAGGUAUCAAAUUGUAGACUAACAGCUGCUUCCAUUGGGUUGUGCAGUAAGUUCGUUCUAUUUUUUUAUUGCUUUGGUUUGCCAAUUUUCAAAAAAAGCUAAAAGCACAGUUUUGUAGAUGAGAAAAAACUGUAUCAAAUAAAAAUAUACCCUUUGCCGAACAACAAACAAUCCUUGUAAAAGAAAGCAAUCGAAAAAUAGAACGAACUUACUGCACAACCCAAGGCAAAACACAAGCUAAAAAUGAAGCGCACGUAUUCGAAACCUCAACCUUUUUUGCCAAUUUUUGUCUUUGAUCACCUUCCCUUUUUUGACCUUGAUCUUGCUCUGCUUUUCAGCCUAUGCCAAAUCCUUGGAAGCUGGUGAUCUUGAUAGUCUGCUGGCCAGACUAGUCACCAAACUCCCACAAAUUGCGGAGAAAAUGCUGAACAAACGGGAUGGAGAUGAAAACGGGAACUUUGAGCCUUGGAAAAUGCCUGAUUCGUUUAAAAAACCAAAGCCACAAGCCUCGGAACCCGCGGCCGUCAUCAAUUCUAUGCCCAGUAAGGAUAUGAUAUUUUUAUGCGUUUUUAAACGUAUUUCCAUUGUGCUGUUCGUAUUUUACACUUCAUUUAGAUCUUCACUUAAAUUCAAGCGUCGUUUUUUCAGCUCCUCGAGGGCUGUUUUCGUUCGACCGCUUGUUGAGUGCUUUCACGGGCAGUGGCCUCGGUUCAGAGAGGGCUCAAGUGUCCGAAAACAAGGACGGAUCCGCCGAGAAGAUCGAAAAGGAAGCCGAAUUCGACAUGGAGAAGAUCAGAGGGAUCCCGAUUCAGAAGGUAAGAGAGAAUGAGAAACAUAAUGGCUGAAACACAUUCAAAUCACAAGAGGGAUCGAAAUGUGAGGGCGAAAAAAAUAGUGUAACCUACAGCGACGGACCGGAUCCAGUGGCAAAAAUCUUACCAUUUUGCUUCCGGAAAGUAUCAAAAAUGUGGCAAAAUGCCUCACUCUCCAACUCAGAAAAAACUCCGUUUUGAAGGGUUCCUAACAAAAAGAGCGGGCGCGCUUUUAAGAUCGAAGUUUUUUGGCUUGGAGAGGGAGGUAUUUUGCCAAAUUUUCUAUACCUCCCGGAAGCAAAAUGGCACGUUUUUUGCCACUGGACUGUAGCAAAAUCACACUGGAAGGUUCAAUGCCAGAUUUUAGCUGACGCCUUGCCGAAUCGAACGUAUACAUUUUGGUCGAAAUCAACUGAAAGCUUGAAUGUUUUGGUGUGAAAAGUUUCAUUUCUUUGCUGGAGAAAGUAAUGGUUUUAUAAAAAAACUUUUUGCAAGCAAAGCUAGUGACCAAAACGGGGUUCUUUCUCUGUCCGUUCUCUCGAUUUCCCGUAUUUUCUCGCCUUCAAGAUUGUUGAAUAUCUCGGCUGCUCCUGCAAGAUGCGAGCAGAAAUUUUAGGAAAUUGUAAAUGGUUUAGACGCUAGGCCUGCACGAAAUUUAGUCUAUCCCCCUUUUUCGCUGCAGCUUCAUUCCUUUACAACUCGCUUUAUCUCCAAUUCCAGGACAUGGACCCUCUUCCAUCCCACGUUGCCAUUGACGAAGUGAUGGUGCCUUCGCAAUCCAACGAGAACUCCGUAGAUGAGAAUGGCUCUCACGAAUUCAUCGACCUUUCACAUCACUUCGACACAACUGAAGCCCCCAAAGCCGAACCCACCACAGAGUCUUCGACCACAGCAAAUCCGGCCGACAAUCUGUUGGGCUCUUUGUUGACGGGCAAGUUCGAGAAAAUCAAUUGGAUGGACUCCAUUUUUGGGCAUAAAAACGAAAAAACGGAGGGAAAUGCGUUGAGUGGAAUUCUGGGAGGGACCGGGGAGUUCGGCGGCCUCAGCCAGUUUCUGGGAUCGGCCAUGGAUUCGCCUGGCAAUGACUCGGUUCGAGAGUAA